This is a messenger RNA of Boleophthalmus pectinirostris (great blue-spotted mudskipper), 4804 nucleotides long. It is a transcript of the gene kank1a, whose product is annotated as KN motif and ankyrin repeat domains 1a. Lineage: Eukaryota; Metazoa; Chordata; Actinopteri; Gobiiformes; Gobiidae. Gene Ontology annotation, molecular function: protein binding. Bases 171 to 4067 code for a protein of 1298 amino acids. The record is from RefSeq and is a predicted model, not a curated record. Gene Ontology annotation, biological process: negative regulation of actin filament polymerization. The transcript has 12 exons. Gene Ontology annotation, cellular component: cytoskeleton; cytoplasm.
UGUCUGUGCACUAACUGCGAGCUGCACUUGUGGGAAAUGCUAUUGCUAAAGAACUUGGAGACUUAUCAAACUAUACUAAGUCUGCAGGGUGCAUGAUAAUCUGGACUUGAUGCAUGGCCGUUGCAUGUGCCCAGCUGUUUGUGUGGGACUGAGAGCACCAAGCUGCAGCCAUGGCUCAGACUAUGCACUUCAACAACAAUGGCUCAGAGAGAGGACAAAGAUGCCCGAGCACAGAAGAGGACAAGGACUCGGUGGCCCCCUAUUAUGUUGAAACUCCUUACGGUUAUCAGUUAGACCUGGAUUUCCUCAAGUAUGUCGAUGAUAUUGAGCGGGGUAACACCAUUAAGAAACUGAGUAUUCAGAGAAGGCCCAGAGGGCCUAGGCCGCUGGCUCUGCCGCGGGGCAGUUCUCAGGCUGAAUGGACGUCCACAGACUCUCUGUCCUCCUCCAACAGCGACGACAAACAGUCCCCAGUGUCCUUCAGCUCCAGGCCCCUCUGUCCCGCUCCUCUCACUCCCACCCUAAGCUCCUCCAGUGAGCAGGCCUACUGCAGCACAGAGCAUAGACCAUUGCUGCCCCCACAGUCUCCCCGCAUCACCUCCCGCCACAACCCCCAGGUGGAGAAAACCCUGAUGGAGACCAGGAGGCGGCUUGAGCAGGAGAGACUGAUGCAGCCCCUCAGUGAGCCCCCGCGCCGGCGCCUCGCUAGCUUUGGAGGUUUAGGGUCUAACAGCUCUCUGUCUUCGUACUCUGGCUCCAUAGGCCCCAGUCAGAUCUCUCCCUCAGCCCACCAGCCUCUAACCAUCAAUGGUCACCUGGCCAACGGAGAGUACCCCUACUACCCCACUUCUCUGGGAGGCUCCAUUCGCCACAGCCCCCUGAGCUCUGGCAUGACCACCCCUGUGACCAAUGUCAGCCCUCUGCAGCUGCAGCAGAUUAGAGAGCAGAUGGUGAUCGCUCUGAAGAGGCUGAAGGAGCUGGAGGAGCAGGUGAAAACCAUUCCAAUCCUUCAGGUGAAAAUCGCAGUUCUCCAGGAGGAAAAGCGGCAGAUGGCGGCUCAGUCCAAAAGCCCUGGUGGCUUUCGUAAGCGUUCCUACAGUGUUGGCAGCGCUGACCAAAUGGAAAAUCAAAGUUUGAUUCAAAAGGAAAUGGAACUGCACAUUAAGGAGCCUGAAGCUCCGGAACAGAGCAGUGAAAGGCUGGACGAGUUUAGACGAUUGGCUGCGGAGGUCCAGGCUCUGGAACAGACAACACGAGAAAGCACAGAAAGUGAUACUCUGUCGAACAUUCGUGUGCAAAACCAAACCCAUCAAAAGUCUGUUGGCACAGUUACUGAUGAAAACAUGAACAAUCUGACCCACCAAAAACUGACUCCAGAGCACAGUAAACGAGAUGUAGCUGUAGCAACAGACGUGAGGAAAAUGUGUAGUGCUGCUGUGAUGGUGACGGAGAAUAUGUUGGGCUUUACUAGUGAUUCAGAGAAGGAAAUCGAACUCCAGCAGCAGACUAUUGAUGCUCUGAAAGAGAAGAUCUAUCGCUUAGAAGUCCAACUCAAAGAAACAACUCAUGAAAUGGAGAUGGGCAAGCUCAAGCUAGAGCUACAAGCAGCCGGAGGGUCAACUAAGAAAAAGUGCGACAAAGGUUUCAUGGUGAGACCUGAAACGUACAAUGCAUGUGUGGAGGCAAAAGUCCAGGUGCGUAGUCAGGGUGUGGGCGAUGGUCUGAACAUACCCCCAUUUAAAAGUGCAGGUCACGCUGUUGGGGUCUCCUGUCAGCCUUGUGUGCGCUCUGUGGCUGUGGGUCCAGAGGUCUCCAUGGAGCGAUGGGUGGUGCAUGAGCAAGUGGAGCUCAGUGACAAAAGUGUAGGACGAGAAGUGGAGAUGCGCCAUCAGGAAGUAAGCGUGGAGAGAGAUGUUUGUGAGACUGGAGUUAAUACAGAGGAGUCUAUGAGCACUGAGAGUUUUAGCAAAGUGUUGACCAAAGAGAGCAGGUCAGUGGGCUGUGGGGACUGUUCUGUGGAUGUUGUGGUCAGUCCUAUAAAGACUUUGGUCUCACAAGGAACUGAGGUAGAUCUGGUCACAAAGAUGGAUUCCGCAACCAUGGCAAUUCCUGAGUUGGCAACGCAGCAGACCAACACUGACCAUCAAGGUAAAAGCAUUUCUACAAAUACAGAUGCAGCGGUUUUGAUUGACUCUUCCACACAUAUGCUGCUGAUUACCGAGGACAAGCACACCAACACAGCCGUGACUGAGACCAGAACAGUGGCUGCAGGAGAAGGUCUAGUCAAAGACCUCCACUCACCCACUAAGAUCCGCUCUGUUGCUGUGGGAACUGUCACAGAUGUGCAGUCAUUCCCUGGCAAAUCAAGCUCCUUGAAAACCAAAGAAUGCGGGGUGGGACCAGUUAACAUUUAUGAAAACUAUUUAGUUGGCUUAAAAACAAGAAAUAUUGCAUGUGGCCCUUCCCAGCCAGCUGACUCAGAACCUGUUACGAGCACUACUAAAGAGCAUCUUGAGUGUGUGAGUGUCCCAGUCCAUAAUAAGCCCCAGGAGGGUGCGGGGCUGGACCAUUACAUCGAGAGGGUCCAAAAGUUGCUACAGGAACAACAGAUGCUCCUGGCAGAGAACUACAGUGAACUCGCGGAGGCUUUUGGUCAACCCCAAAGUCAGUUCAAUUCCAUAAACAGCCAGCUGGUCAGCACACUAUCAUCCAUAAACUCUGUUAUGAAGUAUGGAAGUGCUGAGGACAUUCUCAAGCUGCAGAUGGAGACCAUUUGCCCACUGUCAGUUGGCGCUGAGCAGCAGAGACUGAAGUCCCACUCAGGGGGAGCAGAGCAGGCUAACACAGACCAGACCACAGUCACUGACCCAAACACUCAGGCCCAGCAUGCCAUCAGCGCAGAGCAGAAGAGUCGCAUGGAUAUACAGAUGUCUACUGCACUACACGGACAGCACUGCAGUCAGAGCACUCUGAAGUCCAUUAUGAAGAAGAAAGAUGGUCAGCCUGAGUCCAAUGGCACAAAGAAGAACCUACAGUUUGUUGGAGUAAACGGAGGCUAUGAAACAACAUCAAGUGAUGAGUCCAGCUCAGAGGACAGCAGCUCAUCUGAUGAAGAAGAAGAGGACAGUGAGCUUGGGAAUUCAGAAGGCUAUAAGAACGUGCAGAGCCAAAAUACUAGGGAGGAGUUUGAGGCAGAAGGAGCUGAGGAUGUGAAUGAGAAAGAUGCAGAUGCAAGUUCAGAAAACAGAGAACGGUAUGAGCUGAGUGAGAAGAUGAUAGCCGCCUGUGAUGUGCUGAAGACCCACCUUAGUGACGCUAAGGCUGCAAACAGUAAAGACUUGAGAGCCUGUUUGAACACUGUUCAGCACGAGUGGUUCCGUGUGUCCAGUCAAAAGGCAGCUACAGCGCACCUGGUGGAGGACUACUUGAGCGGCUUCGGGGCCGUCUCACCUGCUGUACUGCGGCACAUUGUCAACAUGGCUGACGGCAAUGGCAACACUGCUCUGCACUACAGCGUGUCUCACUCCAACUUCCAGGUGGUGAAGAAACUACUUGAUGCAGAUGUGUGCAACGUGGACCAGCAGAACAAGGCGGGAUACACUCCCAUCAUGCUCGCUGCUUUGGCUGCCGUGGAAACAACUAAAGACAUGCACAUUGUGGAGGAGCUCUUCAGCAAGGGUGACGUCAAUGCCCGUGCCAGCCAGGCAGGUCAGACGGCUCUGAUGCUAGCGGUCAGUCAUGGGCGGAUGGAUAUGGUUCGUGCCCUGCUGGCUCACGGUGCAGAGGUCAACAUCCAGGAUGACGAGGGCUCCACUGCCCUCAUGUGUGCCAGUGAGCACGGCCACGUGGAGAUAGUCAAACUGCUGCUGGCUCAGCCAGGCUGUGACGCCACACUGAGUGACAGUGAUGAAAGUAAUGCCCUGUCUAUUGCUCUGGAAGCUGGACAUAAGGACAUUGCAGUACUGCUUUAUGCUCAUGUGAACUUUUCCAAAGCCCAAUCACCAGGAACCCCUCGUCUCAGCAGGAAGACGUCCCCUAGCCCCACUCGGAGGGGGUUGUUUGACUAGAGGACCCAUUCCUGCCACAAACUCUGUGCUGCUAUUGGUUCGGGCUGAAUGCGCCUUCCCCACAGCUGGAUGUGGGAUGCCCCCUCUGUGUGCUGCCUCUGUCUGGAUGAGCCCAAGUGCCCUUGAAGAUGAAUGUAACCUGCUGGUGCCUCAUGUCCAACCAGAAACCAUCACAUCACAUGUUUUUAACCAAAUGCCAUUUGCUCUUUUUUUGCAUUUUUUUUAUUUAGCAAAUUUUUUGCAAAUAUUUUUUAUUUUAUUUUAAUUAGUCAAGGGGGGUUCUUUAAGCAACUAAUACAAUGCUACGCAGAGCAGUCAGUAUCUCUUGUACAUAUUGCUAACCUCAACAUAACAGCCUCAGAUAAAAUUGCUGUCUGCUGCUUAUGUGAACAAACAACACAUUGGAGUAAAUAUGUUUAUUUGACUGGUCAAACUGUACUUUUAUAUAAAUCAUUUUUAUUCUUUCUAUUCUAUUUAAAAGAAGAAUCACAGUAUUUUAAAUAUAUCUAAACAAUCAAUGAAGUUGUAUAUUUAUCAUGAGCAUAGUUUUGAAAGCAGAUCUGUGUAUUCAUUGUACAUACAAGAGUCAUUAAAUUCUUCUUUUUGUCUCAUGUCCACAUUACGUGUUUGUCUACAUGUAUAAUACAUGUCUAGUGUUCAUAAUAGUACUUUCAACUGUAACUGGGAACUGAAGUGCCUGACAAUUUGCCAUAAAACAAUAAACCAUUUUUAACAGA